Phytophthora infestans T30-4 is the source of this 858-nucleotide messenger RNA. RefSeq lists its product as uncharacterized. The transcript has a single exon. The record is from RefSeq and is a predicted model, not a curated record. Lineage: Eukaryota; Oomycota; Peronosporomycetes; Peronosporales; Peronosporaceae. Bases 1 to 858 code for a protein of 285 amino acids.
AUGUUCGGAGUUGUGAAUCCAACUCUAGACGUUAUGCGGAUUAAAGCCUCGUACGUGCAUGAUCUCGACAGUGCCUCAGUAUUGUGCCCCGUUGUCGAACCUAGUGUGGACGCACCAUUCGAAUCUCUAGUCAUCAAGUGGAUGACGAUCGACCUGCCUCUACAGUCCACAAGUCUCGUUAAAAGUCGCGACUUCGUCUACAUUGAGGCCACGGGAGUCGUACAUUUCUCGAAUGGUGAACGCGUUGGAUACCAUUUGUUACAUUCUAUCGAUUUCCCGCAGACCAAACCGUUGCCCUCUAUGAUUCGAGGGAAUCUUUCGGUGUUUGGAUUCUUCCGACAGAUCGAGCAGAAUACUAUUGAUAUCUACGCGAGCGGUACAGUUGUCCCUGGCGGGAAGAUCGCACGGUUUCUAUCGGUCCAAGUGGCGGCGGAAGCGCUACUAUCAGCGACGAAUUAUGUGUAUUGUGGCCAGAUGAAGAAGUUAUCGUGGAUGUUACAACACCGACACUCGUCUUUCGAGCGACAAGACCAGACACGUAGCGAGACUUGUGUGGUAUGCGAAAGAAAAGUGACCAAAGGGAUCCGAGGCUUCAUUGGCGCUAGCACGUGCAAACUGUGCUACGGCUGUGUCUGUUACUCGUGCAAGGUCCGCAAGCGUAUCAGCUUCAUCGCGAUGGAUGAUCAACUUAUUCGACGAAAGAUUUCUUUCUGUACGAAGUGCGUGAGUGAGGCGACCAAGUGGGAUGCGAAAGAGGCAGCGAAAGACCAAGCGACAGGAUACCGAGCGUAUAAAGCCUUUUCGACUUCCUCGCAGUCCGAUACUAGAAGUACUGCAUCUUUGUUGUUCUUUGAUUAG